AUGGGCUUCGACACAAUCCUACAGACCAUUCAGAAAGGGGGCUCAGUCCCCUUUCCAGCAGAAGCCAACGAGCUUGAGUAUGCCCGUUCACUCGACGCCGAAAGUCCCGUACAACAGCUUCGCGACGAGUUCAUUUUUCCGACGAAGAGAUCUCUGAGGAGUGUGACCAAGAAGAACACCCCUAAUGGCACUAACGGCACCAACGGCCUCACAAACGGCUUAUCAGCUGGCGAUGAUGAGCAGGUGGUCUACUUCUGCGGCAACUCAUUAGGUCUGCAGCCCAAAUGCAUGCGCGCCAGCAUCGAUGCCCAGCUCCAAGCCUGGGCAUCAAUCGGCGUCUACGGACACUUCAACGCCGCCCCCGAGUCGCCCCUGCCCCCAUGGCAAGACAUGGCCGCGGCAGUCUCCACCAAGAUGGCCCCCAUAGUCGGCGCCAAGCCCAGCGAGGUGGUCGUCAUGAACACCCUGACGGUCAACCUGCAGCUCCUGAUGGCGAGCUUCUACCGGCCGACCGAGAAGCGCCACAAGGUCAUCCUGGAGUGGAGGCCGUUCCCCAGCGACUACUACGCCAUCGAGUCGCACAUCCGCUGGCAAGGCCUCGAUCCGGCCAAGUCCAUGGUCGAGAUCGCGCCCGACGCUGAUGGUCCCGGUGGCCACUACAUCUCGACGGCCAGCGUCCUCGCCGCCAUCGACGCGCACGCCGACGAGGCCGCGCUGCUGCUCCUGCCCGGGCUGCAGUACUACAGCGGCCAGCUCUUCGACAUCCCGACCAUCACGGCGCACGCGCGCGCGCGGGGUCUAGUCGUGGGCUGGGACCUCGCCCACGCGGCCGGCAACGUCCCCGUCGCGCUGCACGACCUCGAGGUCGACUUCGCCGUGUGGUGCACGUACAAGUACCUCAAUGCCGGGCCGGGCAGCAUGGGCGGCGCCUUCGUGCACGAGAAGCACGGCGGCGUCAGCUUUGACGCCACCACAAAACUUCCGCAGUUCCAUCGCCGACUGCAGGGUUGGUACGGCACCGACAAGAGCGUGCGCUUCAACAUGGCCAAGACGUUCCAGCCGACCGUCGGCGCGCAGGGCUUCCAGCUGAGCAACCCGAGCGCGAUCGACCUGGCGGCCCUGAACGGCGCGCUCGAGGUCUAUACCAAGACGAGCGUGGAGGAGCUGAGAAGGAAGAGUGUUGUGCUGACGGGGUAUGCGCAGUGGUUGCUGGAUGGGAUCUUGAGGGAUGAGGAGGAGAAGAAAGGGGGCGAAGGAAAGGGGGAGCCGGCGUUCACGGUCAUCACGCCGCGGAAUCCGGCGGAGAGGGGGGCCCAGUUGAGUGUGCUGCUCCGGGCGGGCUUGCUGGAGAAGGUCAGUGGGCAGUUUGAGGAGGCGGGCAUUGUGUGUGACCAGCGGAAGCCGGAUGUCAUCCGCAUUGCGCCUGUGCCGAUAUAUAACAGCUUUGAGGAUGUUUGGAGGUGUGUUGAUGUCCUGCGGAGGACAGUCUUGGGUUAG
This is a messenger RNA of Anthostomella pinea, 1497 nucleotides long. Lineage: Eukaryota; Fungi; Ascomycota; Sordariomycetes; Xylariales; Xylariaceae. The record is from the annotation of a GenBank genome assembly.